AUGACGGUGCUGGCGAAGGAAGAGGUGUCUUCAAGAAUAGCAAUGGAAAAGACAUUGAAAUACAGCCAGACUGUAGAGAAAGCAGGAAAUUUACUCUUUCGCUUUCCUUUGAAGAAAGUGAGAGGAAUCCCAUUGAGGGAGCCCAUCGCCCAAAACAUUGAGUCGGUUUGGGCUUUCUGCCCUGACCCUACUGACAUCCUCAUUGCUACAUAUCCCAAAGCAGGAACUACCUGGGCUCAGGAAAUAGUAGACCUGUUACUUCACAAUGGAGACAAAGAAGCAUGCAAGAGAGGUCCUAUAGUUCUGAGGAGCCCAUUCCUUGAGAUAUUCUACCCCCCUCCAAUGCUUUCUGGACUAGACCUCCUUUACCAAAUGAGUCCACCAAGAAUAAUCAAGACACAUUUGGCUAUCCAGCUUAUACCUGAGGGAUUCUGGGAAAAGAAAUGCAAGGUGAUCUAUGUGGCCCGCAAUGCCAAGGACAACUUGGUAAGCUAUUACCACUUUGACAGGAUGACUUUGACGCAGCCUGAACCAGGAUCCUGGGAAAACUACAUCCAAAAGUUCAUGAACGGGGACUUGGGCUGGGGCUCCUGGUAUGACCAUGUUAAGGGGUACUGGAAAGAGAGAGAGAAAAGGAAUAUACUAUAUUUAUUUUAUGAAGAUCUGAAAGAGAAUCCUCAACGGGAAGUGGAACGCAUCAUGCAGUACCUGGAUCUGUCAGUCUCUGAUGAAGUUAUAGCGCGCAUUGUGGAGCUCACGUCUUUUGAGGUCAUGAAGGAGAACCCCAUGACCAACUACAGCUUUAAUCCCAAGAAUAUGUUUGAUCAAUCCAUCUCUGCAUUCAUGAGAAAAGGGGAGGUUGGUGAUUGGGUCAAUCAUUUUUCUGCUUCUCAGUUGAAGAUUUUUGAUGAAAAUUAUGAGCAGCAAAUGGAAAUGGCAAACAUUCCUUUUCGGUCAAACUUGUAAAACCUAGUCUAGAGUGACUAGUGUCAUGCAAAAAAAGAGAUCAAAUGACUUGGUAGUAGGGAAUGUUAUGUAAUACAUUGUUUUAAAGUUACUGUUUAAUUUUUAAAGUAAUGUACUGUAUUUUGAUGGUAUAGAUGAAGCUCA
This is a messenger RNA of Conger conger (European conger), 1110 nucleotides long. Its product is annotated as sulfotransferase 1C2-like. The coding region runs from base 1 to 966 and encodes 321 amino acids. The transcript has 8 exons. Gene Ontology annotation, biological process: sulfation. Gene Ontology annotation, cellular component: cytoplasm. The record is from RefSeq and is a predicted model, not a curated record. Gene Ontology annotation, molecular function: sulfotransferase activity. Lineage: Eukaryota; Metazoa; Chordata; Actinopteri; Anguilliformes; Congridae.